GAUGUAUGAAUUUUAUCAAAAUCUUGAAACAUCCAACGGAUCAAUUUAUUUUUCAAAGUAGUACUGCUGAAGAAAAGAAAAAUUUGAUUAACAUGACUAAACGUGCUACAGAUGAGACGAUGUCAGCUAAAGCUGCAAAGCAUGCCGAUUUGGUAAUUAAUGCUCAAAACAGUCAACAACAACUUACUCCACUUAUAAGAUCCCUUUCGCGGAAAAGUCGUAACGCUUUAACAUCAUCAUUACGUAGCCAAAAAAGCCCCGGCUUAAAAAUAACUACAAAAUCCCCUAGAGAACUUUCAUUUAAUGACUUGCGUGAAAUCGAGGAUUUGGCAGACCAAUUAGUUGUAUACAUUGCUACAAAAGAGUUUGAUGAAGCUGUAGAAAGUAUUGAAAAAGCUAAAGCUGCAUUAACUAAUAUAUCUACCGAUGUUACUAAAUUGGACUCUAUCCGAGUAAAAAUGGAGGAUAGAGUGGUGAGACUUUCAUAUGCAAUUAGUCGAGAUUUAACUAACCCUAAUGUGAAAAAGACUCAAGUACAAAAAUGUGUAAAAUGGCUAUUACGCCUUGGCUAUGGUGAACAAGCCCGAGAAUUAUUUCUGUCUGCGAGAACAAAUAAUAUUCGAAUAAGGACAAAGCAGUUGAAAUUUGAGGGCGACAUACCACAAUACAUCAAUGAAUUGUCACUAGUAUACUUUACUUUGAUUAAAAAUACUUGUGAUUGGUAUAAUGCUGCAUUUAAAGACAUAAAAAUGACAUCAGGUUUUGUUAAAUGGGCAAAAGAAGAAAUGGAACAUUACGCAACCUUAUUCCAACGUCAAGUAUACAGUAUUCACAAUCGUGACGAUAAAGUAGUGCAAAGAUGCUUGAAAUAUGCUAGAGAUCAUUGUUUAAUGUUACGAGAAGUCGGUUUAGACCUUAAAUUUUUAUUAGAUACUCUUUUACAACUUGAUGGUUCUGCAAUAAGCCAUAGUGGU
Molecule: messenger RNA, 974 nt
Organism: Racocetra persica
Lineage: Eukaryota; Fungi; Glomeromycota; Glomeromycetes; Diversisporales; Gigasporaceae
Source: the annotation of a GenBank genome assembly